GAAAAAAAAAGGAGUAUGGCGCAUGCGCACGGAAGAAGCAUUAGCAAGACUUCGCUGAGCAGGGCGCGCGACCUGGCUGACUUUUGAACGAGGCGCAUGCGCAGUGAGGGGCAAACGCUCUGAGAGGGGCGCGGGACGGGCUCCGUCCUCAUGCGCGUGCCUGGUCCCGUCCCGCCAUGGAGGCCGCGGCCACGGAGGAGGGCGAGGUGACCUCUGGGAUGCAGUCCCUGGCGGUUGAGGAUGCCCCGGAGCUGGUGCCGGCUGCAGCGGAGGAGGACGGGCCGGCGCCGGAAGGGGCGGAGGAGCGGGGGCAGGAGGAGGAGGCUGGGUGGUGUGUCCCCUGCAGCGACGAGGAGCUGGAGGCCCCAGAGGCCUGGAUGCCGCCGCCCGAGGAGAUCAGACGCCUCUACGAGCAGAUCGCUGCAGAGGGCACCCUGCCGCUCCAGGCCGAGCUCCUGCCCCGCAGGGCCCCCACCCCUGAGCCAGACAGCGAGGAGGAGGACAGGUCUGACGGGCAGCCUGAGAGCGAAGAGGAGGAGGAGGAGAAGCCCCACGUCCCGACCGAGUUUGACUUUGACGAUGAGCCUGUGACGCCCAAGAACUCCCUGAUUGAUCGCAGGAGAACACCAGGCGGCUCGCGCAGCCAGAAGCGCGAGGCCCGGCUGGACAAGGUGCUGUCGGACAUGAAGCGGCACAAGAAGCUGGAGGAGCAGAUCCUGCGCACGGGCCGUGACCUCUUCCAGCUGGACAGGGAGGAUGCGCCGUCCCCACAGCGCCCCUCGGGGCUCUUCCUGCGCCAGCGCAAGUACUGACUGCCGGGGGUGGGGCUGGCAGGCAGUGGGACCCUGUCCCCUUCCCAGCAUCCUCUGGGCUGGCGCUGGGAUCCCGCCGCACCAAGGACGCUCCAGCCCGGAUACCAGCUCAGGGGGCUGAGAUGGGGGAGGAAUACAGUGACGGACCAGUGGGGUCAGCCCAUGGGGCACAGGGCCCCAGGGCACGGGAAUGGGGCCCGAGGCUUUCAGGAUCUCAGCACAGCCGCCUCCAUCACACCUAUGGCUCCACCCUCACGGGGGGCUGGCAAAGCAGGAAAUACCCCCUUGUGUUGCCCGGAGGGGGCAGGACCUACAGCUGGGCAGGGGGGAGGGAAGGGUCUGUCCAGUGUUUCUGCUGCAAUAAAAGUGUUUCUCGCCC
Molecule: messenger RNA, 1191 nt
Organism: Chrysemys picta bellii (western painted turtle)
Lineage: Eukaryota; Metazoa; Chordata; Testudines; Emydidae
Gene: PAGR1
Product: PAXIP1 associated glutamate rich protein 1
Biological process (GO): positive regulation of cell cycle G1/S phase transition; positive regulation of intracellular estrogen receptor signaling pathway
Cellular component (GO): MLL3/4 complex
Molecular function (GO): nuclear estrogen receptor binding
Source: RefSeq, a predicted model, not a curated record